CAAUUUUUUUUAGACUUUAUAUAUAUCUUGGCAUAUUUUCCAUCCCCAUUUAUAUAUAUACUCGCGCCCUUUCAUAAACCAUUACCGCAAUUCAACCAUCACAAACAAAAAAACCACACAUUUCUUCUCUCUCAUAUUCCCUUAAAACAAAACAUCAUGCAACAAGCAAUUCCUUAUAGGUCAUAUACACACACCACUUCCACCUCUCACUUCAAUGGUACCAAACCAAACACAUUGAUAACAAAUAAAAUCCACAAUUCCAUCAAUGAUUCAUCUCAUAUCUUUUCUUCCUUUAAUAUUAAUGAAGACCAGAAAACAUUAAUUCUUAACAUGGUAUCAGAGAACGCGGUUAUAGUCUUCGCUAGGCGCGGAUGUUGUAUGAGCCAUGUCGUGAAGCGGUUGCUUCUCGGUCUCGGUGUUAAUCCGGCUGUACAUGAAGUUGAAGAGAAAGAUGAAGUUGAAGCUGUUAAAGAAUUGGAAUCAAUUGCAAAUGAUGAUGGGAAGGUUCAAUUUCCAGUAGUGUUUAUAGGUGGAAAAUUGUUUGGAGGAUUGGAUCGAAUUAUGGCCACUCAUAUUUCUGGUGAAUUGGUCCCUAUUCUCAAACAAGCUGGGGCUUUAUGGCUCUAAGCAAUCAUUAUUUUGUUCUUUUUUUCCACUAAAUUUUUUAUUUCCUUUCUUUCCCUUUUGGAGUUUAUAGAGGUAUAUACAGUUAUAAUAAAGGAGUAUUUUUCAAGUUA
Messenger RNA from Lathyrus oleraceus (garden pea), 737 nucleotides. Its product is annotated as glutaredoxin-C9. NCBI's taxonomy places the organism in Eukaryota, Viridiplantae, Streptophyta, Magnoliopsida, Fabales, Fabaceae. The transcript has a single exon. The record is from RefSeq and is a predicted model, not a curated record. The coding region runs from base 157 to 627 and encodes 156 amino acids.